Schistosoma rodhaini is the source of this 4109-nucleotide messenger RNA. The record is from the annotation of a GenBank genome assembly. Lineage: Eukaryota; Metazoa; Platyhelminthes; Trematoda; Strigeidida; Schistosomatidae.
GUUUUACGCAUGGAUAUGCUGUCUGUCUUAGUCAAAACUUCCGUUUUAAAAGUAAUUUUUUUAUUCUAAGUAGAUAGUUAUUCACUAACUUCCCUUUGAUUACAGCUAUUAAAUAUUUAGCUGUAUUUACCAAGGGAAUAUUGUAUUUUUUGAACUCAUAGUUUUAUUCGCCUCUUCGUUUCUGAACGAUGGUUUAGUCAGUUGUUCAUCCAACGGUUGUUGUCGUUUAUAAUUAAUCUCAUUAGUGUUAUUAGUUGAUAAGUCUAAUGUUCCUUGAGAAACUUGUCAGUAUUUAAUGUAGGAUUUGUCUCUUAGUAAUAACCAAUAUUUCUUAAACAGUAGUUCCGAUGUCAUGAAAGAGUCUCAUUGAAAUGUGUCACCGACGUUAUAUAUACUUUUUCUAAAGAAUAGUUGUCGCUUAAAUUCUUCAGUCGACAGUUACGUUGUAAUCUCAGACCAAAUUAACUCUUGGAAUUUGUUGUCAUUAAUUUUACACUUCAUUAACUCAACUGAAAUAUAUUUAACUCGGCUUUCUUUAUCUCUAAAUGUUAUUGCACUCCCAUAAUUUCAUAAAUCAAUAAUGUUAUUUCAUAAAUAUUUAAAAAGUGUACAUAAAAAUAUCUGAGUAUGUAAUAUAAAUGUGUUCACUGGCAACUGGCUUGGACAUGGAUUUUUAGAAACUAUUGUGAAAAUCUGAGACUUGUGGAGUUAUCUAGAUGGAAAAUCAGAGAGUAACUCAGUAAUUACUUUGAAUAUAAACUUCUAAAAUGUGUAAGCUUGAAACUGCAAGCCGUUGGAAUUCAGCACUAAGUACCGGAAUAGUAUUGUGUACACCAUGAGUUUCAGAGAUGUCAGGUUAUACGGAAGGAAGACUUCUCCACAGGUGAAAGACUACAUGGUGACUCGCUAGAUACGUUUCUUCACAAAAUGAAUGUUUCACACGGAUGUUCGGUUAACUGAAGUGAACCAAACAUUACUCGGUCGACCACUAAUCAUUGCACAUGAAACAAACAGUUUUCCAUUUGAUAAUUUCGGUCGUUAUUUAUAUGAAUACAUGAAUCCUGGAUCAUUAUUAAAUAUAUUCUAUAGCAAGAGCAUCACUAAACGAUUAAAUACUCGUCGAAAUCCAUGUACUUCAAAGCCAAUUAAUUUAUUAGAUAACAGUUUUGAUUAUGAUCAAAUCACAUGUCAGUGGCAUACGGUUUGUGCACGAUAUAACAAAGAAUGUAAUUGUACAUGCCCUUUGGAAUUACUUCGUCUUCGAUUGGAUCGUGAAAUCAAAAGUAAAGCUUCGAAUAAGUCAUUCUUCAUGAAUAUCGAUCAAAACCGUCAACACUCUCGAUCUGAACACUAUUGUCCACCUAAUUGUCAGCUUGAUUAUCGUAUGGCCUUUGUGAAUAACUCUAUAUGUCCGCUGGCGUGUCGUACGGUAACUUAUAAAAAGUUAAACGAAGUUCUAGACAACAUUACAGAUCGUUCAGCUGUGCAACUAGAAUUAAUUCAAGCUGAAGGUUUAACUGAAAUGACUGAAGAAGCAUUGUAUUCGUUGCCUAAAUUAUUUAGUGAAAUAGGUGGCUUAAGUUCGUUCUGUUUUGGAUUUAGCUGUAUUCUGUUUUUUGAAUUAUUGGAAUUAGCCUUUUGGUUAAGAUGUACUUAUCGUUCUCAAUUUCUUGAACGUGUAACAAAGAUGUUAGGACAACACAUGGAAAUUAUUGAUGAACCUAAUGACAAAACUUUUAAAAAUCUUCAAAAUGCAACUAAUAAACUAUCAUUUACAGAAAAUGUUUGGCAAAUACAAGAUAAAAGACGUAAUAAACUAAGCAACAGAAACAUUAGCCCACGGAGACAAAAACAACGAAAAAAUGAAUCAUUUUGUCCAGUUACUUCAGUAUCAAAAUGGAGUUCACAUGACCAACCAAAAGAAAAAUCAUAUAAAUAUUCACUAAUAUGUACACCAUCCCGGUUGAAAUCUCGUACAUCAAAUCGUAUUGAAUUAAACCCAUUAAAAAUGUAUAAAGUUGAUGGUACACGCUUAAGUGAAUAUCCUGAAGAUCAAGAUAGUCCAUUAAUUGGUAUAAAAUCGCAUAAAACAUUUCUUUCAGAAAAACCUACAUUGGGAAUACAUCGAAAUUCUCCUAAUUAUAUUCAAUAUCCAAUAAAUUUAUCUGCCUUCAAUGAUAAAGUUCAAAUUUUAACAGUUCCGGUUAUUUUAAAUAAUCAUUUAUUUCAAGUUGCUAUAGACUAUGAGAUAACUUUAUAAAAAUGGUUCUAUGAAUAUAAUUAUUUAUACAUUUUCAUUUUAUGACAACAUUAUUUUUUGAAAUAAGUAUCCAAAUUAUCAUCAAUUUAUAAUACAAUAGAAAUCACAAUUCAAACAUUUCUUUGAAUAAACCUUCAUUAUGAUAUUCAUAGUUUCCAAAUUCAAAUGAACUUCAUAAAUAAUUCCCUUAAUGAAAUAAAGAAUUUAUUAGGUAAUGUAUAAAAAAUUUCAUAUAUUGAACCCAUUGAGUGUAAAUUUAUAGAUUUAAAAAAUAUACAUACGUAUAUUCAAACUGUAUAUGGAUGUUCUCUUUUGUUCCUUUACUUUCAAUCACUUUUAGUUACUAAGAUUUAAAAUGGAUAUAUCAUUAACAAUACAUGAGUUAACUUGUAGAUAUCAUGAAUGGUUUUUGUUAAUCUAACUAGCUCAUUUAAUUGUAAGAAUAUAAUUUACUAAGCCCCACAAAUGAUAUUCCUCUUCAAAUGUUUUGGCCAAUAUAUAUUUUUUCUACAAAUCUGAACCCUUAAAAGUUCAUUUACGACUAUUUAAUUAAAUGAUAAGGUAUUUCAAAGAUAAAUCAGACAGGCAAAUAAAUUUACGUUUUAAAUGGAUCAUAUCAUGGAACAUUAUAUGCAUAUUCAGAAUUCAUUCAAGCACUCUCAUUCUAUGUAACACAAAUUAAUGAAAGUAGUCUUCUUAAUUUUCUAGGUUAAUCUAUAUUACACAAUAGGUAGUUUCUUCAAUCAGCAGACUGUUUAAGAUUAUUAAACAUAUAAGGUGAUGAUUUUGAAUUCUCACCAUUGGUUUUAUUUGUUUCUGUUAUUUUUAGUAAUUGAAUAAAUUUAUAUCGUCAUCUAUUUUAAUGGAGGAAUUAUGAAUUACAGAUUUAUGUAGAUUUAAGUAAUACAAUAUAAUUUUAUAAAUUAAAUUUGAUUUGAAAAGUCCCGGAAAUUUUGUUUGAUGUAUUCUAUGACUAAUUAUAUCAAUGUACAAGAAACAAUUUAUCACUUUUGAUAUGAAUGUAUCAUGAAGACAUGUGAAUGAUCCAAGCUUACUCUCAAAUUAGUUUGAUAUCUUGACACAAAAGCUCAAGCAUAUUUAACAACUUAACAAGUUCAUAGUUUUAUGUAGUGAUGUUUACCCUUGACUAAUAGAUUCAACUACAAGAAAUAUCAAUGCAACAAAUUACUGAGAUGUAUAUAUGACUCUUGACCUUGCGUGAAGCCUUUCUAGAGUAACAGCUUGUUCCAAGCCCGGAUGAAGAGGGUUGGGCAUAAGGUUAGCGAACCCACCAAAUGGAAGAUAACCAUGAUGCAACACGCCAACCCGUAAUAUUUAGUUUUUUGGAGACACAUGGGUGGAACUGUAGUCCUGAAUUCUCGUUAGCUAAACAUCUCAACCAGGUCGAAGUUUUGAAACUAUUAUUUACAAAACUGUCCGAUGUAGGUUGAAUGAUUGAUAGGAAAUAUUGAAGGGCAAACACAAAGAAUACUUAUAGGUUUGUCAUCACCACAUGAUAUGCAAGUGCGGAAAACUGGUUUUAUCUUUCUCCAAUCUGUUCUGUUAGACAUAUAACAUUCAUUCUGGUAAGAUUUUACCUGUACUCUAGAUGUACUGAGAAAGCGGAAUGUCCUAGUCAUCACGUUAGUCUAGGUAGUGCUACAAAAUCUUAACUAGGUGGGACGUCGAUCUAUGUUUACGCUAGUUGAACAUGAUGGUAUUCCUUUUUUGGCUUUAAUUGCGUAAAUUCUGGGCAAAAUCAGAAAACUGUUUAUUCCUUGAAAUCUACACCGGAAUAGUUCUGACGGGUUUUUAACAACGAAGAGGAAUGGUGCUUCGUAAUAAAUGA